CCUCUCCCGCGAAGAGUUGCCCGACACACCGCAAAUCUGCGCCCUACCCUAAUGGACACCGGGGUCGGACGGACCCCUCCUCCUGCGGCGGCGGCGGACGCCGGCGAUGAGCCACGGGACGCGCGUGUCGUGAAGGAGAUCUUGCGUUCGGUGGGGCUUAAUGAAGGGGAUUACGAGCCGGCGGUGGUCCACCAGUUCCUGAGGCUCGCCCACCGGUACACCGGCGACGUGCUCGGCGACGCGCUGGCCUACGCGGAUCACGCUGGCAGGGCGUCGCUCCAAGCAGACGACGUCCACCUCGCCAUCCGCUCCAACGCAACGUUCGGCCACGAGCCGCCGGGCCGCGAGGUACGUGCUUAGCCCUAAACCUCUCCGUUCCUCAUGAGGAUUUCGCUGCUGUUGGCUGCGUCAAUCGCGUUCGCGGCUGUCGGGGAUGGGGUUGUUUGGAUCCUGCGCUUUCGUGUCCUGAUCGAUCGGAACUUUACUCGCGGAUCACGGGAUCGGUGGUUAGACUGGUGUUCAAGAAGCAGCAUGAGUUUGCAGUUUCCACGCACUCUCCGUUCCUUUCAGAUCGUGCGCGUUGGAAGUUCUGAGUUUUUAUUCACCCGGAUUUCCUCGUAGAUACGAAACAAUUGAAUAUUUUAUUAUCAGAUAAUGGAAGUAUAAUUCCCCUG
This is a messenger RNA of Triticum aestivum (bread wheat), 674 nucleotides long. RefSeq names its product transcription initiation factor TFIID subunit 9-like. Gene Ontology annotation, cellular component: SAGA complex; transcription factor TFIID complex. Gene Ontology annotation, biological process: RNA polymerase II preinitiation complex assembly; DNA-templated transcription initiation. The record is from RefSeq and is a predicted model, not a curated record. The transcript has a single exon. The coding region runs from base 52 to 360 and encodes 102 amino acids. Lineage: Eukaryota; Viridiplantae; Streptophyta; Magnoliopsida; Poales; Poaceae. Gene Ontology annotation, molecular function: transcription coactivator activity; protein heterodimerization activity; RNA polymerase II general transcription initiation factor activity.